CAUCCACAUACAUAGAUUACUCUCUGCAACUGCUCAAAAUCUCGUAUUUCUUCCUAAAAAGCGUGGUUUCUGCAACUUCUUAGUAGGUCUCCUACUUUCUUUGAACUUCUUGACUUAGAGUUGCAUAUAGUCGUCUUGACUAAGAGUCGCCAAACCUCAUCCACAUAAAUAGAUUAGUCUCUGCAAACUGCUCAAUCUUGUGUUUCGUCCUAAAAAGCUUGCUUUCUGCGGCUUCUUUCUAACUAUCUGAUAUAUCUUUCUCAUUCGAUCCUUGAGGUGCAACUUAAUCCUGGUUAAUAUUUCAUCUCUUAAUCCUUUUUAGUAUUUCAUCUCUUAUUCAAAACACGGAUGUCUUUUGAUGUGUGGUUCUGCAGGCAAUGAAUAUGGCUUCUUCUUCUACCAUCUUCCCUCAAGAAAACAUGAUGUGUUUCUGAGUUUCAGAGGCGAAGAUACCCGCAAUACUUUUACAAGCCAUCUUUAUGCUGCUUUGCGUAGGAAGAAAAUCGAAACUUUCAUUGAUUACAAACUAGAGAGAGGAGAUAAAAUUGCGCCUGCCCUUGUCGAGGCAAUUGAGAAAUCAAAGCUUUCCGUAAUAAUUUUCUCAAAAAAUUAUGCUUCUUCCACUUGGUGUCUCGAUGAACUUGUGCAUAUCUUGCGAUGCAAGGAAAGAUAUGGGCAGUUUGUUAUACCCAUUUUUUACGACAUCGAUCCAUCACAUAUAAGAAAGCAGCAGGGGACUUAUGCAGAUGCAUUUGCUCGACUUGAAGAACGUUUCAAGGACAGUAUGGACAAGGUGCACAAGUGGAGGGAUGCUUUGAGGGAAGCAGCAAAAAUAUCUGGGUUCGAUAAUUCAAACAAAGCCGGGUCGGAGGCUGAUUUAAUUCAGAAAGUUGUCGAUGAUAUUUUGGCCAAACUGAAUCGCAAAAAGUCAAGUGAUUUGAAGGGAUACGUUGGAAUUGAAAGCCGUAUCAAGGAAAUUGAAUUCUUAUUAUCCAUUGAUUCAAUAGAUGUCUGCAGUGUAGGUAUUUGGGGCAUGGGUGGUAUUGGCAAGACCACCCUUGCUGAUGCUAUAUUUCAUCGACUCUUUUCUAAAUUCGAAGCUUGUUGUUUUCUUGCAAAUGUUAGGGUGGAAUCAGAGGAAAAAGAUGGACUAAUUCACUUGAGAAAUAAACUUCUCCGUAAGUUACUAGAUGAUAAGAAUCUAGAUAUUGACACUCCAUCUAUUGGAUCAACCUUUGUUCGUGAGAGGCUCAGUCGUAUGAAGGUCCUUAUUGUUCUUGAUGAUGUGAAUGACUCGAGCCAAAUCGAACUUCUAGCCGGGGGCAGAGAUCAUGCUCGGUAUGGCCCCGGAAGUAGAAUCAUUGUAACAACCAGAGACAGAAGCCUGCUUAAGGAAAUUGUUGAAGAAGAUAAGAUAUAUGGGGUUCAGGCACUAAAACCUGAUGAAGCUCUUCAGCUCUUCAUUUGAAUGCCUUCAAAUAUAACACUCGUAUAACAGAUUAUACAGAAUUGGCGGAAAAGGUGGUAGAUUAUGCCGGUGGCAUUCCAUUAGCUCUUAAAAUUUUGGGUUCCUCAUUCCUUUGCUGCGAGAGCAAAGAAGAUUGUUUAGAUGAAUCAA
Molecule: messenger RNA, 1618 nt
Organism: Malus domestica (apple)
Lineage: Eukaryota; Viridiplantae; Streptophyta; Magnoliopsida; Rosales; Rosaceae
Product: disease resistance protein RPV1-like
Biological process (GO): defense response; signal transduction
Molecular function (GO): ADP binding; protein binding
Source: RefSeq, a predicted model, not a curated record